AUGCAGUUAUUUGACCGCGCGAACAACGCCAAGGCCGGGGACGCGAACCCGGCUUCGGAAUCAACGAGGGAUAACGAAGUCCCAUCCACUGUUCAUCGACCCUCUGGAUUCAACAGCUUCGACGAGACUAUCGUGCUAUCUUUCUACCUGGUCAAGGCCCUCCAAAGCCUGUACAACCCAAAGAGCCUCAAAUUGGACGAACAAUCGUCUGUCCCUGUCGGCCCGCCGCUCACCCUCGACUCAGGAACGAUCCUGAUUAUCUUCUCGUGCUACUUCCGCAUGUCGGACCUGUUCAUGGACAGGCUGGGCGCCCUCAGGUCUGCACUCGAUACCACCACCGCUACAAAACCCACAGCAGCUUCCUCGCUCGCCGCCACCACUACACCGUCCUUCUCCCUGUCCAAUGUAUCCGCUAGCAAUGGCGCAAGCCCCAAUGGCGCUGCUCUACAUCUGCCGACUCUAUCCGCGUGCGGCUGCCCGCUCGAGGGAUAUCCAGUUCUUCGCCUCCGCAUGACACUCGAGCUGGUUGAGGAGUCCGGGCAGAGUAGCCUGAUGCCCGUGGUGUCGCCCCAGGCGUUGUCUGCACGGGAACAAGCUGUUCACCAUAUCAUCAACGAGACACGGAUGGAUCUGAGGCGCCAUCGCCGGGUCAUGGUCAUUUAG
Messenger RNA from Diaporthe citri, 663 nucleotides. RefSeq lists its product as uncharacterized. Lineage: Eukaryota; Fungi; Ascomycota; Sordariomycetes; Diaporthales; Diaporthaceae. The transcript has 2 exons. The record is from RefSeq and is a predicted model, not a curated record. Bases 1 to 663 code for a protein of 220 amino acids.